CCUAAACAUGUCAUCAGACUUUGUUUAAUCCAAUAAUGCGGAUACCCAGCAGACACUAAAUCAGUCCACCUUUCUCCCGCUCCAAACGCAGCCUCACUGUACAAGCCCUAACAGCCGGUACUGGUUGAAUUUUAUUUGUAUCGGUGCCUCCUAUCUUCCUCUCUUGUUCUUCGAUCAAAAAUGGCGGCUUCAUCAAUCUCUUUCUAUCCAAAAACCUUCACUUCCUCACCCACACCCAAAACCCAAGCCAAGCCCUUUAUCAAUCAUUUCUCAAAUUCACUUCGAUUUCCCACCGCCGCCUCCACCUCACCAGCUAUUUUCACGGCCUCAACCACCUCCAAAGUUCCGCGGGCCUCUUCCGUGAUUUCACGCGGUACUAAUGAAGCUGUCAACGCAAGUACAAACACAUUUCACGGCCUCUGCUACGUGGUGGGCGACAACAUCGACACUGACCAAAUCAUUCCCGCCGAAUACCUCACAUUAGUCCCGUCCAAGCCCGAGGAAUACGAAAAACUCGGCUCUUAUGCUUUAAUCGGUCUCCCUUCGACCUACAUCACGCGCUUCAUUGACGAAAAUGAAACCAAAACAAAAUACAAAAUCGUAAUCGGGGGAGAUAACUUCGGAUGCGGGUCUUCUCGUGAGCACGCGCCGGUGGCAUUGGGAGCGGCUGGAGUUGCGGCGGUUGUUGCGGAGAGUUACGCGAGGAUAUUUUUCAGGAACUCGGUUGCUACGGGGGAAAUUUAUCCAUUGGAAUCGGAGGGAAGGCUUUGUGAAGAGUGUAGCACGGGUGAUCUGGUGACAAUUGAGAUGGCUGAGAGCCGUCUGAUUAAUCACACGACGGGUAAGGAGUAUAAAUUGAAGCCAAUUGGCGAUGCUGGGCCUGUGAUCGAAGCUGGAGGGAUUUUUGCCUACGCACGAAAGACCGGAAUGAUUCCCAGCCAUAAUUAAGGUUUUCAUAGACUAGCAUUUGGGUAGGUGUCAAACUGUGUUUUCAGAUGCUUGGGAUUUAAACUAUAAAAAGAAAUAAUUACCCUUGGUCAGGUGCUGAAAUGCUUCUUAUCUAUUUUAGUAAGUUGUCUCAGGACUUUUCUCAUUGAUGUUGGAACCUAGAACCUUGUUUUUGGUUUUGGUAUUUAGCUGAUUCUCGUUAUUGAGUUAUCUUGCUUAUGUAAGUGAUCAUGGGAACUGAUGCUGAUGAUCUUUCAUUAAUUUGCGGAUGUUGAAGUUAUGCUGGUACCGGAUUUUGUUUUUUAA
This is a messenger RNA of Mangifera indica (mango), 1254 nucleotides long. Its product is annotated as 3-isopropylmalate dehydratase small subunit 1-like. The transcript has 2 exons. The record is from RefSeq and is a predicted model, not a curated record. Gene Ontology annotation, molecular function: hydro-lyase activity. Bases 181 to 948 code for a protein of 255 amino acids. Lineage: Eukaryota; Viridiplantae; Streptophyta; Magnoliopsida; Sapindales; Anacardiaceae.